This is a messenger RNA of Cephus cinctus (wheat stem sawfly), 6995 nucleotides long. It is a transcript of the gene hzg, whose product is annotated as carboxy-terminal domain RNA polymerase II polypeptide A small phosphatase 1. Gene Ontology annotation, molecular function: RNA polymerase II CTD heptapeptide repeat phosphatase activity. The coding region runs from base 997 to 1998 and encodes 333 amino acids. The transcript has 5 exons. The record is from RefSeq and is a predicted model, not a curated record. Lineage: Eukaryota; Metazoa; Arthropoda; Insecta; Hymenoptera; Cephidae.
UUGCACCCACCAUCGGCAGAGUCGGAUCAUAACGACGGCAGCAGCACCACAUAAAAGAUCCGCAUGACGGCGCCGAAGUCGCCUCAAAAAUUCGUCCUUAUACACAUAUACGACAUAUACUAACCAUUUAGCCUGAACUGGGAGCUAGCACGCCAACACGACUCUGGCAGACGUAGAAAACCGCGAAGGUUUUUGUGCGGAUAUAACGUGAUCGUAGUUUUUUUUCUCAAAAGCGCAACCGGAGAGACGUCUGCGCAUUACCAUCGACGUCGAUCCUUAAAACUGGUGACACAAUAGUAGCACGACAGUGUAUACGAGGGACGGUAGCACCAAAAAAUCGGCGCCGUUUACCAAACAAUGGCUGCGUGAUAAUAGGUGUGGUUCAAGGUGCAGGAAGAACUGUUUUGCAGUACGCGAAUUAUCUUUAGAAAGGACUGCAUCUCUUUGUGAAAAGUUCAAAUCUCUGUUGUGCUUCUUUUCUAAACUCUGCGUUGAAUUGACUUGAAAAUAAAGGUACAUGGAAGAGUAUCGUCAGCCCGGGAGUUUCUGUGAAUAUCGAGGAGCCACUACGUGCGUUCGUCUGUUGUGUAGUGCCAAGAGAGAGCGAAGCGCAACUACGCUGCCAUUUUAGGUUUUGGAGCGGAACUCGUAGGCUUCUCUAGUUCCGUGGACUCUCACAGUGGGCUCGUGUGCGCGAGCGUGUAACCAGAACUGAUCAAGAGCUGGAGAGAGAGUGCGAGUCCUCUUGAGCGUGAUUGCAAGAGAUAGGGAGAGUAGUUUAUCCCCGUAUCUCUUUCUCUAGCUCAAUCUCUGCCCUCUCUCUCUCUCUCGCUCUCCUAUUUCGUCAAGUGUAAUACGUUCUUUCCUCGCCCCCUCGCUUUCGGUUCUCAAUUCUCGGUUUAGUGCGCGCGCGCUUGUUUGUCCUGACUCCCAAGUGAUCCCCGCGCAUCCACGAAAUUCACGAUCGGGGUCGAGAGAUUCCCAACAAAUGUUUAAAUGGACGCAUCGUCCAUUAUCACCCAAGUGUCGCGGGAUGACGAGCUAGGCCAGUUCAAUAACGGGAAAGGGAAAGCACAGAUACCUAGGGAGAAUGAAGAAGCUGACAGUCCCACUGGUGGGAAGAAGCCACGAGGCAGAGGACUCCUUCGUUCCCUCCUCUGUUGCCUUGGUAGAGGACGGGGUGGUAGUUCAAAGAGUUCCAAAGCCAGUUCUCUUCAAGGCGAUGGACGAGGCUCACCACCACCAGGUACUGGCUCACCACGAUUCCUCCUACCACCAGUUCGCCAUCAAGAUAUGCAUAAAAAAUGCAUGGUGAUUGAUUUGGACGAGACUUUAGUGCAUAGUUCAUUCAAGCCAAUCAAUAACGCGGACUUUGUUGUCCCUGUGGAGAUUGAUGGGACGGUUCACCAGGUGUAUGUCUUAAAGAGGCCUUAUGUCGACGAGUUUCUACAAAGAAUGGGCGAACUCUAUGAAUGCGUACUGUUUACUGCAAGCCUUGCGAAGUAUGCAGAUCCAGUAGCAGAUCUAUUGGAUAGGUGGGGUGUGUUCAGAGCAAGAUUAUUCAGAGAAUCGUGCGUUUUUCACAGAGGAAAUUAUGUAAAAGACUUGAACAAGCUUGGUCGGGACUUACAGCAAAUUAUCAUAGUGGACAAUAGUCCUGCCAGCUAUAUUUUCCAUCCCGAUAACGCGCUGAUUUCCUUCUCCAAAGUUCCAAUCCUGAGCCUUUAUUCCAAUGGUGACGGUGGUAAUGAUAAUUAUGAUGGUCAUGGUCAUACGAUGUCAUUACCGGAAGGACACAUCGGCAAAGUGCCCGUGGCUUCGUGGUUCGAUGAUAUGACAGAUUCGGAAUUGCUCGAUCUAAUUCCAUUUUUCGAGAAGCUGAGCAACGUGGAGAACAUUUACACGGUCCUGUGUAACAGCAAUCAUCCUUACAAUCAAGUACCUGCAACGGUACAGAAUAGUCCGAGCCCUGGUUCAGGACCACUCGGCGCUUCCUAGCCCCGCCGAAGUUCUGGCCUUUCGGCCAGUCCUGUCACCCCACGACGCACCUUAAGAAGAGCCCUAGCCGGGGCCCUCUACGUCGCUCACCUAUUGUGCUACGGACAGCCCGGUAUGCCCAGCUAAGGUAUCAAAUUGCACGGGCCAGUACGUACCGAUAAGCUUAUUAUCAGGGAAAGAGAUACUCUUGGUCUCGUUUGCGUACUGAACGUGUAACGUCCAGAUGGCCCAUCCUCUUUUGGAUUGCCUGGCGUUGCUCAUCGGACGACCAGAGUGACGUACCAGACGGUAGAGUUACAAUGAAAAAAUAUAUAUAUAACAAGAAAGCGCAAGGUAAUCCUUUAACGAAGCGAAAGGGAAACUGCGACUCGACGAAUCGACCAGAAGUAUACUCGGAAACAUUCGGUCGAACUCGGUGAUGUGUGCGCCCAUUACGAAUUCUAUUCGGUACGACGACGAGCCGAUUACAUCGUUCUGAGGCCGCAACGCUUCCCGUUUCUAGCAACGAAGCCGCACAAGCGGCGAUGCUCGGUAAAGUAAUGUCAAGGAAUGCUAAAGUAUCGUGGAAUUGGAUUUAAUACCUCCGACGUGUCGAUAUUCUCGCACGCUGACGCGGAGUACCUCUGUCAUUUAUAUACGUAACGGCGAACUCUUUUAUUUGGAAUUGCGAUGCGCUUUCACAAAUUUACGGAGAAUCAUUCAAUAAUCGGAUUGCUUGUUCUUGUUGUUGAUUUCCGAUUGAAAAGACUGCCCGCUCCGAAACGUUAUCAGUGCAGAUGGUGCCAAGAGAAAAAGAAAAAGGAUUAGCCUCUUUUUUUUUUUAAUUCACUCGUUCUUUUAUUCUUCUUCAACAUGAUAAUAUUCUUCAACGGCCGCUUGAAAUUUUAAUGACGCCCAUUAGAAUGCUUGUUGAUUUUAAUACAAAUAUCCCCCCGCCCCCCUAAUUCCAAUUCCAGUUAAUAAUCAGACCAGAGCUAUGCUCCUUCGUUUUUCAAUUAAUGUUUUAUCAUUGUCAGGGACCACGUGUAAUUAUUUUAGACUCGGCACGUCACACUUCGACGAAAUAUAAUUUACAAAGAAAAAAAAACUCGCACCGUUUCAAGUACGACGGUUCUAUCGUUACAGGGCUUUUCAUUUUUUAAGAGCCUGCUAAAACGAUUGUAUACUUUUAAUACGACGUGGCAUAGGACAAAAAAGUGCUUAACUUUCGUACCCACAUAUCCAAUUCGCCUGCGAAAAAUGUAGCCAAGACUUCCGGUCUCGAGGGAAUCGAAAACCAAACUUAGCAGAGAAAUAAUAAAAGGACUGAGACGAGAUUUCGAAAUAAUUAGUCGACCAUCAGGCGUCCGCAGUGAGUCUUCCUACCGGAUAGACCCUUUUACUCAUCCCCGGAAACCGAGAUAGUUGAUAUCCGGAACUUGCGGCAUUCACAAGUACGACGUCACUUUUUUCGAGGAUAGUCUCAAUGUUCGAAAAAAAAAACGAUCAAACGAAGAAUCUAUGUAUAUGUUAUCCUAAUUACUUGGAAGUCUCGUCUUGAGCUUUAAGAAUGUUUGCAUAAUUUUGUAAAAAUAUCCAAAAGAAAAUUCUUUCUCGCGAACGAGAUUCGCAUGGACACAGAGGACAGUACUACGUAGGGAUAGAAAUGAGAAGUGAAGUCAUUGGACCAACGUCUUUUAUUUCAAACCACGGCAUACACAAAAGUCCGAGCCAAAUGCAUAUCAUUCUUUCCCUCCAGGCAACCGUACGGAUAUUAAGGUCCUAAUAUUAAAAAGCGAUAACAAUAACGUUAAUGAAUUAUAAUUAUUUAGAAGUAGUCCCUUAACCGCUAGGCGAAUGAUACACGCAUUACACUUACCUUUAUAUUUUUACUAACGACUAAUUAUUAUUUUAGCGACCAUUAUCCAAGGCAUAAUGCAGUGUACAGAUUAUAUUGUAUCGUCGCGAUCGACUAUAUUAUUACUACUAUUUACUAUCUAUUUACCUACGACCUUCGUUGACAUAUUGAUACCACACCACCGUUCUCUGGUUUUACUGCAUCUUGCCGCUAUGACGCUAUCGAAUUUCAAAUUACGAUAUGAGUAUCGUGCCGUAAUCUCACGCUCCUUCCUCCGUAUUUGUUUUUUUGUAUAUUUCCCGUGGGAGAACCUUCCCAUUGCCAAUAGUUCCUUGCCAAACGUAAUAUAUGAUGAAUCAAUGAAAAACUAUCAAUUACCUUUAGCAAAGAUCAUUAGUAAUGGGAAAUUUUGCUACGGAUUUUCAGUCGUUACGUUAUCCUCCCUCUCUCAGCCCACAUCUUUUUCCAGAUUUCAUUACACACUAUCAUCUCCCUGAUAGAGCGUAUCGUUGCCACGACUUCUGCCAGUCGGGAAUAAGACUUUUGAAUUUGAUUGACAGGCAAGGAUAAACGCGAGCGAAAUAUUCUCAGAGGUCUCUGGAUUCAUUCGUGACACCGUACAUCUAGAUAGUUUAAUUAAUCAAGUAAAUACGAGGAUACUCUUUUAUGAACAUGUAAAAAGGAAUCUCCUCCGUAUCCUUGAUUCACCUCGUAACUCUGUGGAACGAUAGACAUUUGGAUUUCGAACAAAUCUCAUUCUAUCGGUAUGUUCGUUGUCGAGGACUGUCUCUGCGCUAAUGUAUACGGUAUUUAAGGCUUUGGCAAACUCAUCCGAACAAAGGAAAGUUACGUUUCCUAACGCAAUCCGCAUGAACUCGAUACAAGGAAGUCAUUAUACUGUCGCUCGUCACUGACUGAAUUCGUAACUCGCGUCGUCGAAUUCGAAUUCAAAUCACGACUCGGGAGUACGAACAGACCCGCUUCUCCUUCCCUCGUGAAAAUCAUUUACACCUUGUACGAAGGAGCGAGCAGCGGUACGCCAUAUUACAUUUUCAAACACGGACUGGACUGAGAAUUACUGCAUCAUACGUUCGGCGUGGUUAUAUCGCAUAAGAAUCAGAGCAGUACUUUAGCAUAAGGAAAAGAUGAAAUAUAGGGAGUGAAAUAUGAAGGAAAAGAAACAAGGACGAAUAUUUGUAUCGAUAAAACUUUUCUACCGUGCGGUAGAAGAAAAAAAAAUAAUAAUCAAUGUAUCUGUCGCGCCUGUAAGAUAUCCUCCGUACUUAUAGCUUUCAUUGCUCUCGUGGAAAAUUCAUGAUGCUGCUACGCCGCGUCGCGACGUUGUGGCCGGCCCGAUCGACGCGGAUAUUUUUGUCGACUUUACAGCGACUAAAUGCGAUUGGCCAACGCUCUACGACGACGAGGUUCGUGUAUCGUCUCUAAAAUUACACGAUGAAAGUUGCACACGGCCACUUUCCCCGCUCGCAGCUUUUCGUAGUUUCGCCAACGGCGACAACGCCUAUUGGCUGCUUCUCCUAUUGGUUUUGAUUUAUAGGAGAACUCGCGCUGGCGUUGAUCGAGUUUUCCACGAAGGUACUCGUCUCUCUGUCUCUUCAGUCGCUUUCUAUGAAAACGUCAAGUAGCUGAUAACUUUCGCGUGAUUGUAACGAUAUGCUCCCUUUGGGUAAUCCUCGUGACAUCACUGAGCAUUUGCUGACGUCAAUACAUGGUAUUUAAGUCUAAUCGAUUAGGCAUAUGACCAUAGCUUUCUUAAUCAUUAAAUGAUUGCUUAGUUGGUCGUUGAAGUUCGAUAUUCAUAUGUUAAUAAUAACGAAUUACAAUUUAUGCUCGACGUUGAAAUGCUCGCUGACGCUCUUGUUAAUCACGACCCUUACCGAUUGGGAACUACUCGCGAGAGUGCACGCAUUUAAUAUAUUAAAUAUAAAUAAGCUGGCAAGAAAACGAGAGGGACGGAGAGAGAAAACGAACAAUCGAGUUUCAAUCUUCUCGAAGAGUUCAAGGCAAUUGAUGGUGCUUCCGUAGUGAGGCUCUUUCAUGACUCUACAGAGUUCGAUGCAUUUGAGACGUUCCUUUUUUUUAUUUUUUAUUACGAGGUGUAAUCCAGUUCUCUUAUGGUACACUCUUAUUUAACAAUUGGCAGAUAUAUCUUGAUACAACAUGGGUACAAGUAUAAUUCUGUAGAGUCCUGAAUUCUAGUCUCGUGAUGCCUUUGCUCAAAAUCGUAACGCAUCUCGUUGCUGCGUAGCUACGUGUUCAGAUGGUGUGAUAAGGCGCAAUAGUUAUUCGCAAGUACAAAAAGCUAUUGUUUUUUAUGUCGAUUCGUCAAGAGAAAGAGAGACAUGCCAAAUUAUUAUUGGGCGCGAUGAUUUUUAUUUGAAUCACAGCUCGAGCGAGGCGGUAUGGCCGUUCGCUGAACAGCGGUGCAAUGCAGGUCGAAAAUAAAACCUUUUUAUAUAUGCAGCCAUUUUCCUAAGAGAAGAAAAAUAUCGGUAAUGCUAUUGUAGGAAAACGUGAAAUCGCGUGGAAUGGACUCGUGAAUAGAAUGAAUGUAGGAGAGACAGUCGAAGCGUAUCAAUGAGAUGAAUAGAUGAAUGAAUGAAUUAAUGAAUGAUAGUGCAAUGCGUGCGUGAUUGCAUGUGUCUGCUGAGAGCAUGAGUAGAAAGAUGAAAAGAAGGAAGCAAGGAGAAAAGAGUUAUAUAUUGUACAAAAAUUUUGUCACAAGAAGUUUUUAAUGGAAUUAGAGUGUUGGACACACACGUAUGCGUAUAGAGAAUAAUUAACGAUAAUGCCUUGAUUUGUAAAUAAAACAAUGAAACUUCCACUAAUAAUCCUUUUCCGCUAAAUGCAAUGCGCCUGCGCGCUGAGACUCGAUUUACGAAGCCUCGUCCACCUUUUGGUACCGUUUUUUUCUUUUCUUUUACAUGGAGAAACGGCUACUUGUAUGUCGCCUCUAUUAAAUUGGGGUGACCAUUUUGUACGAUGACUAUCGUGGUUCGUUUCGAAAUUUGAGACACCUUUUAAAAACAAUGUAACGUUUCCUGAUCCCACCCGACCCAAACCUCUAUCCCUUCGAUAUGUCCAGUUUGCUCUGUGAUUCUGUGUUUAAUAAAAAAAUAUAUAUAUAUUUGAUAAUCUUGAA